AGGAAGAGAAAUUUUGUCUUCGCUUUGGCUUCGAAUCCGAUCCCAGGCGAUUGCUUCGAUUUCUUCUGCCUCGACGCCCCCCCUACUGGAGAGACGCGGCACUGCUGAUUUCGCCUGAGGGUGCUCCUUUCUCUCCUCGCGCCGAACGAAGCUUCGCUGCGGCGAGAUGGCGGCGACCGACGGCGACGGGAUGGUUCCGUUGGCGGUGCUGCUGAGGCGGGAGAUGUCUUGGGAGCGAAUCGAGAAUCCGGACAUCAUCUACGGUGAGGCGAGCGAGAGCAAGAAGGGGGAGGACUUCACACUCGUCAUGACUGAGUGCCAGCGAGUUCCCCGGCGGCCCGACACCACAUUCUCAGUCUUUGCGCUUUUUGAUGGGCAUAAUGGCUCUGCAGCUGCUAUAUACUCCAAAGAGAAUCUCUUGAACAAUGUCUUAAGUUCCAUUCCUUCAGAAUUUAGCAGGAAUGAGUGGGUUCAAGCAUUACCAAGAGCUUUGGUUGCAGGAUUUAUCAAGACUGAUAAGGAUUUCAAAGAAAUGGCCAGGGUUUCUGGAACAACUGUAACAUUUGUGAUAAUUGAUAGAUGGGUUGUCACUGUGGCAUCAGUUGGUGACUCGCGCUGUGUACUUGAAUCUGCUGAAGGUUCAGUUUAUUUUUUGUCAACGGACCAUCGUUUGGAAGACAAUGAGGAAGAGGUGGAACGCAUAACAGCUCAUGGUGGAGAAGUUGGAAGAAUGAAUGUUGCUGGUGGGGCUGAGUUUGGCCCCCUUAGGUGCUGGCCAGGUGGCUUGUGCUUGUCAAGAUCAAUUGGUGACCAGGAUGUUGGCGAAUUUAUUCUUCCUAUUCCACAUGUGAAGCAAGUGAAGCUAUCAAAUGCUGGUGGACGUCUUGUGAUUUCAAGUGAUGGUGUCUGGGACGCUUUGUCAGCAGAAAAGGUGCUUAGUUGUUGUCGUGGAUUGCCAGCGGAAGCUGCAGCUUUCAGAAUUGUUAAGGAAGCUGUGCAGCCAAAGGGAAUUCGAGAUGAUACUACAUGCAUCGUUGUCGAUAUAUUACCACCAGAGAAAAUUUCGCCUUCAUUUCCUAAUUUUAAGAGAUCUGGAAAAGGCAUGUUCAAGAGCAUGUUCCGAAGAAGAUCUUCUGAGUCAUCAUUAUUUUCAAAUCGAGAUUACUCUGAAGCAGAUAUGGUAGAAGAAAUCUUUGAAGACGGAUCUCCAGUUCUAGCCCACAGGUUAGAUCCAGAGUAUUCAGCAUGUCCCAUGUUCAGGCCAUUCAACUGUGCUAUUUGCCAACUGGAGAUGAAACCAGGCGAAGGCAUUUCUCUACAUGAUAACUCAACCAAACAUGGAACGAUCAAUCCCUGGGAUGGUCCCUUCCUUUGCGCAGCCUGCAACACCAAGAAGGAAGCCAUGGAAGGAAGAAGAUAAUCUUAAGGAGAUUGUACCUGAAGAUACAAUCACUAAAAGUGUUAUGGUGCAGUGGCAAUCUCUACAUUAUAUAAAAUAGAAGUUGAUGCAUAUUUAGGUUUCUUGUCUGUGCUUUCUUUUUUGUUGAGGUAAAUUCUUUCCCCUUUAUUAUAUUGAUCUUAGGAAAUAUUGUGUUCAUUGAUUGCUACA
This is a messenger RNA of Zingiber officinale, 1609 nucleotides long. Its product is annotated as probable protein phosphatase 2C 12. Bases 167 to 1420 code for a protein of 417 amino acids. Gene Ontology annotation, biological process: protein dephosphorylation. The transcript has 9 exons. NCBI's taxonomy places the organism in Eukaryota, Viridiplantae, Streptophyta, Magnoliopsida, Zingiberales, Zingiberaceae. Gene Ontology annotation, molecular function: protein serine/threonine phosphatase activity. The record is from RefSeq and is a predicted model, not a curated record.